AUGUGCGUCGGGGUUCCUAAAUCCGAACCUAAUUUUUUUCUAUCUCACUCUCAAAAAGUAGAAGAUGGUGAAGAAGUAGCAGUAGAGGAAGUGGAGGAUGAACAGUCGAAAGUGGAAGGAAUGACAUCAAUAGCGUUGUUACCAGAUGGGUCAAUCUCGGGUCAUUUUGUUGAUCUUCCCGACUCCGUUUGUUACGGAAUUCAUGGCACUGCUCACGAUGGGGGACCUCACAAAAUGCUUCAUAGAACCGACGAUUGGGGGUCUGUGACUCUUCACAUUGACAACGCCCUGCUACAACUCACGAUGGGGCCCAGCGGUGAAGCAAUUACAGGUGGAAGUUCUUCAAAAGUGAAGGUUGAAGAAGGAGAAAAAGAUUCAACGUUUAAAAGAAACAAACUGUGUUUUCAACUGUUGGAGAAAGCACUAGAAAGGAGUGGAAAUGAUUUGGAUUCUGCCAUCAAGAGUCUCAAUGAACUCUGUCUUGGAUAUGUGGAUGGGAUCUCAGGUUUACCCAUGCAAUCAGAUGCAGUAAAUGAAAAAAUUCUUCUACUGAGAGUGAAGGUUGAAUUGUUUGUGACAGAAAUGACAAGUGCUACAAGCAUUGAUGAUGUUGGGCUUCAUGCUAUGAGGGUACUUGAGACUUUGGAGAAUUCCAUAAGUGAACGUGUUGCUGGUGAAGCAGCAGCUACCCUUCACAAGGAAAAUUUGGUGUUCAAGGAGCAGAUUGAAGUUCUUUUGAGGUCAAUAUAUUUAUAUAUGUUGAGUUGUAUUUUUAUGUGGGGUCAGGAACUUCUUGCAUUUUUGUUGGAUGGACUUCAUGAAGAUCUGAACCGGGUCAAACAGAAGCCUUAUUACAAGUCGAAAGAUAUUGAUUGGCGACCCGAUGAACAAGUUGCUGAUGAAUACUGGGCAAAUCACAUCUCUCGCAACGAUUCAAUAAUUGUUGAUGUUUUCCAAGGGAAAUACAAGUCGAUUUUGAUUUGUCCUACAUGUUUCCUGCGUGAGGAACCAUUGAUACCUGAAUACAUGUGGUUCUGCCCUCAAUGCAAAGAGAUAAGACGAGCAGCUAAAAAACUGGAUCUUUGGAGCCUUGGCCAAUCACUAUGGCAACAUGGGAGCUGGUCACUAUACUGCACGUGUCAAGGGAGUUGGUCACAUGUUAACAUCAACACAUCGUUGGUUGUAUUACCUCGGAUCAUUGCAAGAAUCCACUCAAAUAAUCUUGAUGUGAGAGAGUUGAUAAAUCUCUUCUCGUUCGCAUAG
Molecule: messenger RNA, 1263 nt
Organism: Lactuca saligna
Lineage: Eukaryota; Viridiplantae; Streptophyta; Magnoliopsida; Asterales; Asteraceae
Source: the annotation of a GenBank genome assembly